AUGAAAUUCACCACCUUCCUUUCCGCUCUCCUCCUCGCCACCGCGUCCAUCGCUGCCCCUGUCGACCUCAUCUCAGACCUCGUCGUGAGCCCACACAUUACCGCGCCCGAAGAGGCCGUGUCCUGGCCUAUGGGGUCCACCCAGGUCGUCAAGUGGGAAACCGACUCGAUCCCCGAAGCUCAGCGUAACGACAAGGGCAUGAUCUUGCUCGGAUACGCUGGGGACGGCGAGAGCGAGCAUUUGGACAUCAGUUCGUAUCCUUUCUUCUUUUUUGUGCUCCUAGCCCAGGAUGCUGACGAUGUGGCUUUAAUAACAGAGCACCCUCUCGCUAAGGGUUUCCGCAUAAGCGCUGGCCAGGCCACGGUCAAAAUGCCAACCAAUGUUCCUGCCCGUGAUGACUAUUUUGUCGUUCUCUUUGGUGACUCAGGUAACACGUCCGCCAACUUCAAGAUCACCGCCGUCAACAGCACGUACGGCGAUAACUAA
Molecule: messenger RNA, 486 nt
Organism: Laccaria bicolor S238N-H82
Lineage: Eukaryota; Fungi; Basidiomycota; Agaricomycetes; Agaricales; Hydnangiaceae
Exons: 4
Coding region: 1-486 (161 amino acids)
Source: RefSeq, a predicted model, not a curated record